AUGAAAUUUCCAAUCGAGACUCCAAGAAAACAAGUGAACUGGGAUCCUCGAGCGGCUGUUUCCUCACCAGUACCAGCUUGUGAACCCAAGCCCAAAACUAACGGGCAUUUCCCAGCUCCACGACUCUCCGUUUCCUCUCGAGCCACUGUUGUUGCUACCAUGGAAGCCCCUUCUCAAGGCCUGCAGACAGUCAUGAAGUGGAAAACAGUGGUGGCCAUCUUUGUUGUUGUGGUGGUUUACCUGGUGGUGGGAGGACUUGUCUUCCGUGCCCUGGAGCAGCCCUUUGAAAGCAGGCAGAAGAACACAAUCGCACUGGAGAAGGCUGACUUUCUUCGGGACCACGUUUGUGUAACCCAGUUAGAGCUGGAGACGUUGAUUCAGCACGCUAUUGAGGCUGAUAAUGCAGGAGUCAGUCCCAUAGGAAAUUCCUCUAACAACAGCAGCCAUUGGGACCUUGGAAGUGCCUUUUUCUUUGCUGGAACAGUCAUCACAACAAUAGGGUAUGGGAACAUUGCUCCAAGCACUGUUGGAGGCAAGGUUUUCUGCAUCUUGUAUGCUAUCUUUGGGAUUCCAUUGUUUGGCUUCUUGCUGGCUGGGAUUGGAGACCAACUGGGAACCAUGUUUGGGAAGGGUAUUGCAAAGGUGGAAAAAGUUUUCAGAAAAAAGCAAGUAAGUCAAACAAAGAUCCGGGUGAUCUCUACAAUCCUUUUCAUCCUGGCAGGCUGCAUUUUCUUCGUGACCAUUCCUGUAGUUGUCUUCAAACACAUUGAGGGAUGGACAGCCUUGGAAUCCAUCUACUUUGUGGUCGUCACUCUGACUACCGUUGGCUUUGGUGACUUUGUAGCAGGAGGAAAUGCUGACAUCCAUUACCGGGAAUGGUAUAAACCCUUAGUGUGGUUCUGGAUCCUUGUUGGCCUUGCCUAUUUUGCUGCUGUCCUGAGUAUGAUUGGAGACUGGUUAAGAGUCCUGUCGAAGAAGACAAAAGAAGAGGUUGGUGAAAUAAAAGCCCAUGCAGCUGAGUGGAAAGCAAACGUGACGGCUGAGUUCAGGGAGACACGGCGGCGGCUCAGCGUGGAGAUCCAUGACAAACUUCAACGGGCAGCCACCAUCCGCAGCAUGGAGCGCCGACGCCUGGGCCUGGACCAGCGGGCCCACUCCUUGGACAUGCUAUCUCCAGAGAAGCGCUCUGUCUUCACUGCCUUGGAAACAGGACGCUUCAAGGCCUCAUCUCAGGAAAGCAUCAACAACAGGCCCAACAACCUGCGCCUUAAAGGGUCAGAUCAGCUCAACAAGCAUGGGCAGGGGGCAUCCGAGGACAAUAUCGUCAACAAGUUUGGAUCGUCUGCUAAGAUGACCAAAAGAAAAAACAAAGACCUCAAAAAGACCAUCCCUGAGGAUGUGCAUAAAAUUUACGAGACUUUCCGAAACUACUCCUUGGAUGAAGAUAAAAAGGAAGAAGAGACGGAGAAGAUAUGUAAUUCUGAGAACUCUUCUAGCACUGCAGUCCUGACCAACUGCAUCCAGCAGCACUCUGACCUGGAGAAUGGAGUGAUCCCCAAUGAAACCAAAGAAAAGGAACAUGAAAACAAAGCAUUACUUGAAGACAGAAAUUAA
Colius striatus (speckled mousebird) is the source of this 1614-nucleotide messenger RNA. It is a transcript of the gene KCNK10, whose product is annotated as potassium two pore domain channel subfamily K member 10. Gene Ontology annotation, cellular component: membrane. The record is from RefSeq and is a predicted model, not a curated record. The transcript has 7 exons. Bases 1 to 1614 code for a protein of 537 amino acids. Gene Ontology annotation, biological process: potassium ion transmembrane transport; stabilization of membrane potential. Gene Ontology annotation, molecular function: potassium ion leak channel activity. NCBI's taxonomy places the organism in Eukaryota, Metazoa, Chordata, Aves, Coliiformes, Coliidae.